Acanthoscelides obtectus is the source of this 364-nucleotide messenger RNA. The record is from the annotation of a GenBank genome assembly. NCBI's taxonomy places the organism in Eukaryota, Metazoa, Arthropoda, Insecta, Coleoptera, Chrysomelidae.
CACAUGCACGACAAAACGCAGUAUUUCUUUGAAUAAGUGGGGGGAUAUUCAGACCGGCUGUGAAUAGUUCAGUUGUUUACCGACAGUUACGAAGUGUGCAUGUUAUACUUUUGCGAUCUGUUGCUGCUAAAUUACGCAAUAUUUCGAAAUUAAAAAUGGAUGAUAGUAGUCUAGUGCUAGUUAGUGAUGCAUCUGAUGGUUCGAGAAAAAGAAAACGAACUAUCUCUAAACGAGAAAGGGCAACAAAAAUGCGAUACAUGAAUCAUAUGCCUAAUGCUGAAGAUUUUGAAGUGAAGUGCAAGCAUUUAAAAACUGCACUCCAGUGUCAUGAUUUUUCUACCAGUAAAAACGAUAAUAGAUAAUA